AUGGCCGACGAUUUUGAUGCUGGGGAUCUUUUUAAGGACCCAGAAGGGUACUAUCCUGAGGAUGAGCCGCCCAAAAUUGCUGAGCACACCAUGCUAUCGGGCCAGACAGUGCGCGUUCGCCUCGUCGGCAGCCACCCCCUCUACGGAAAUCUGCUAUGGAAUGCUGGUCGAACAAGCUCGCAUUACAUUGAACAGCAUGCCGAGGAACUCAUCCGAAACAAGGAUGUCCUCGAGAUCGGUGCCGCGGCAGGCGUUCCCAGCAUUGUGAGCGCCAUCCUGGGUGCUCGCACUGUGGUUAUGACCGAUUACUCUGAUCCAGAUUUGGUCUCCAACAUGCAGCACAAUGCAGAGUUGUCAGCCGGUGCCAUUCCUGCCAGGGAAGACGGAAAGCCCCGCCUUCACGUCGACGGCUACAAAUGGGGCGACGACGUAACCAAGCUGCAGGCGUAUUUGCCUCCUACUGCCGAUGGCUCUCCCCCAUUGUUUGAUGUCUUGAUCAUGGCGGAUGUCGUGUACAGCCAUCGCGAGCACCCCAAUCUGAUCAAGACCAUGCAGCAGACCAUGAAGAAGGACCCCAACUCUGUUGCGUUGGUCGUCUUCACUCCUUACCAGCCCUGGCUGCUGCCCAAGACUGAGCAGUUCUUCCCCUUGGCCGAGGCCAGCGGUUUUACUGUCACCAAGAUCUUUGAAAAGGUGAUGGAUGCGGUCUUGUUCGAGGAAGACCCCGGCGAUGAGAAGCUUCGAAGAACUGUAUUUGGAUAUGAAAUUCGGUGGUGCCAGCAUGAAUUGGAGAAUUUUAAAGAUUUAUCAACAGAUGCUUGA
Molecule: messenger RNA, 822 nt
Organism: Penicillium bovifimosum
Lineage: Eukaryota; Fungi; Ascomycota; Eurotiomycetes; Eurotiales; Aspergillaceae
Gene: efm7
Product: putative nicotinamide N-methyltransferase Nnt1
Exons: 3
Coding region: 1-822 (273 amino acids)
Biological process (GO): peptidyl-lysine dimethylation
Molecular function (GO): protein-lysine N-methyltransferase activity
Source: RefSeq, a predicted model, not a curated record